This is a messenger RNA of Rhizoctonia solani, 666 nucleotides long. RefSeq lists its product as uncharacterized. The record is from RefSeq and is a predicted model, not a curated record. NCBI's taxonomy places the organism in Eukaryota, Fungi, Basidiomycota, Agaricomycetes, Cantharellales, Ceratobasidiaceae. The coding region runs from base 1 to 666 and encodes 221 amino acids. The transcript has 2 exons.
AUGGACUCAUUAUCACUCUUGCGCGAAUCACUACCCAAUGCAAAGCUCGAGAAUGCAGAGCGAGAAAUGUCAAUGGACUUUAAAGCCGCAGCCCAGUCACUCGCAACUCUCUUCAAGUCGUCUAAACAAACUGUGAAGCACGCACACGACGCGGGGUACGCAGCAUGUCUGCAGGAUAUGCUCCAGUUUAUCCAAUCGGGAGUGUCAGAGGACCGAGAUGGGAUGGGCGUGGCGAGAGUGAUGGAUUGGGUUGAAGGACAGCUGGAUCGGUAUCGGGAAGGAAGGGAGUUUGAGAGCGCAGACGAGGCUAUUGCUGCAUUGCCACCACGGCCAUCGGUAGCGACCAGAGACGAGAGUCGAUCCCCGCGACGGGCGUCUACUUCAUCUUUGCCCUCCGAAUCCCCAUUUGACGCCACAUUUGGAACGAACAUAGUCACUGCAUCGAAGAGACGACACGGUGCUAUCAAUUCGACAGAGACUAGGCGUCGAACGAGGGUUGGACCGGCUCCUGGCGAGAGGGAUAUCAGAACUCCCAGGAAGGUCAAGAAGGCUGUGCCAGGAGAAAGAGCAGAACGAGACAAGACGACGGAUACAAUGGAUUUUGAAGAGGAAGGAGGAAGAGACCGCAAGCGCUCAAGGAUAACCACUGCUACUCCCCCUUCGUAG